CCCGAGGAGACCGCACGCGCGAGCGCGACGUGACGAGAGUGCAGUGUUAGUGUCACAGUGAACUGGUGGACUGCGCGACGGCAUGCGGGAGGCGCGCCCGAGGCGGCGCCGCGCGCUGCGCUGAUCCGAUGCUGUGUGCGCGCGCGCGGCGUCGGCCGCUGCUGCUCGCCCUCGCCCUCGCCUGUUUGCUUCCAAGCGUGGCGGGGGCGGGCGUGUUCGAGCUGCAGAUCUUGGAGUUCAGCAACUACCGGCUGGAGCGCGCGGGCGGCUGCUGCGGCGGGCAGCCGCGCGCCGGCGCAGCCCCGCGCUGCUCCGCGCCCUGUCGCACGCGGUUCACGCUCUGUCUCAAGGAGUACCAGUCGGCGGCGGCGCCGGGCGCGUGCUCGUUCGGGCGCGCGGCGUCGCCCGCGCUCGGCACCGACUCCUUCACGCUCGCCGAGCCGCUCUACACGCUCGCGCUGCCCUUCACGUUUCGUUGGACGAGGUCUUUCACAUUGAUACUUCAAGCGUACGACGACUUCAACUACACCGACCCGGAGGCGGGCCUGAUCGAAGAGGCGUGGUGGUCGGGCAUCGUGGAGCCGGGCGCGGAGUGGCACGCGCUGCGGCACGCGGGCGCGGCCGCCGCCGUGGCGUACCGCGUGCGCGUGCUCUGCCAGGAGAACUACUUCAACACCACGUGCACCACCUUCUGCCGCCCGCGGGACGACAAGUUCGGACACUACUCGUGCAGCGGCGACGGCGACAAGCACUGCCUGCCCGGCUGGCAGGGCGACAACUGCGAGAAACCUGUAUGCAAGGAGGGCUGCCACCCGACUCACGGCCGCUGCGACCGACCAGGAGAUUGCGACUGCCGCCCGGGCUGGCGCGGCGAGCUGUGCGCGCAGUGCCAGCCGUACCCCGGCUGCAAGCACGGCUACUGCAACGGCUCCUCCUGGGACUGCACCUGCGACACCAACUGGGGCGGCAUCCUCUGUGACCAAGAUUUAAACUAUUGCGGCACACACGAGCCGUGCCAACACGGCGGCACAUGCGAGAACACGGCGCCCGACCAGUACCUGUGCUCGUGCGCCGAGGGCUUCUCCGGCGUGGACUGCGAGCGCGUCGACAACCCGUGCGCGCCGCAGCCGUGCGCGCACGGCGCCUGCUCGCUCACGGCGGCGCCGCGCGGCUUCGGCUGCGCCUGCGAGCCCGGCUGGGGCGGCGCGCUGUGCGACCAGGACCUGGACGACUGCGCGGGCCAGCCCUGCCGCAACGGGGGCACGUGCCGCGACCGCCUGAACCACUUCGUGUGCGAGUGCGCGCCCGGCUGGACGGGGGCCACUUGCGACGAAGACGUGGACGAGUGCGCGGAGAAAGGAGGGCGGGAGCGCUCGUUCGGCCCAUGUGUGAACGCAGCGGCGUGCAACAACACGGCGGGAGGGUACGCGUGCGCGUGCCUGGCGGGGUGGACGGGCCGCGACUGCGAGAGCAACGUGGACGACUGCGCCGACCAGUGCCUCAACGGCGCCACCUGCAUCGACCUGGUGGAGAACUUCCACUGCGCGUGCGCGGCGGGGUUCGCGGGCCGCACGUGCGCGCGCGACAUCGACGAGUGCGCGCCGCGGCCGUGCCGCAACGGCGGCGAGUGCGUGGACCUGCGCAACGCCUACCGCUGCAUCUGCCCCGUCGGCUUCUCCGGCCACGACUGCGAGGACGAUAGAGACCACUGCGCAGGCGCACCCUGUGCUAACGGAGCCGCGUGUUACACCGCGCAGAGCGACUACUACUGCCACUGCGCACCCGGCUGGAGCGGCCAGAACUGCACGCAGCGCCAGCCCAGCCCGCCCGCGCCGCCCAGAAGCGAGGACUGUUCGCUGAGCGGGUGCGGCGCCGGCGGGAGCUGCCUCGGCGCGCGCUGCGUGUGCCGCCCCGGCUGGGGGGGCGACAACUGCGAUACAGAAAUAAACGAAUGUGCUGUGAAUCCUUGUCGCAACAACGGAACUUGUAUAGAUGGCACCGGCGACUUCACGUGCGUUUGCCGAGACGGAUGGACAGGUAAAACUUGCUCCAUUCGCGAGGAUGCCAUCGACCGAUGCUCCGAAACUUCAUGUGGUAAUGGAGGCACUUGCGUACGGGAAGGGGAGGGCUGGAGGUGCGCGUGCGCCGCGGGGUGGACGGGCGCGACGUGCGCGUCGCCGGCGGGGAGCGCCGCGUGCCCGUGCGCGCCGGGCGGGGUGUGCGUCGCCGCGGCGGGAUCGCGGGCCUGCGUGUGCCGCGAGGGCUGGACGGGCGCGCGCUGCGACCGCCCGCUGGACGGCUGCUCGUCCGCGCCGUGUCGCAACGGUGGCCGCUGCGUCGGCGGCGCCGACUGGUGGGCGUGCGAGUGCGCGCCGGGCUGGGGCGGCGACGACUGCGGCGUGGCCCGGCUCGGGGCGGCGUGCGAGCCCGCGUGUCCGCCGCCCGCCACGUGCGCGCGCGACCCUGAUGCGGCGGCGCGCUGCGUUUGUCCGCCGCCUCCGGACCGCGCCGCGAGACGCUGCCUCGAACAACUAGCGGGUCUGGGCGCGGGCUGGGAGGGCCCCGGCGAGCGCGCGGCGCCGGGCGCUUGCGGCGCAGACAACGGCACGUGGUGGUGGGGGUGCAACGCGUGCUGGUGCGCGGGGGGCGCGCCCGCCUGCACGCGCCUGUGGUGCGGCCUGCCCGACUGCCUCGCGCCCAACGCCAUGCCCUGCCGCACCGACGAGGUGUGCGUACCAGCGGCGCCGACGCUGUGUCUGCGGGCACCGUGCGCGCCGCUGGGCGAGUGCCGGCGCGUGUCGGGGCGCCGUGUGGAGCCGCCCGCGCUGCCCGCGCCCGCGCCGUGCUGGCCCGGCUCGCGCCUGCCGCCGCCGCCCGGCUGCGCGCGCGCCGAGCUGCAGCUGGCCCGCGAGCGGCUGGCCCGCGGCGCGCACGUGGAGCGCGCGUGUGGAGCACUGCGGCGCGCGCUGGCCGCCGCUCUCGCCGCCCGCGUGCCCCCCGCGCCGCCGCUCGUAUUACUCUGUGAUCUCGCCCCGGAUGAUGACGAUGUAUUAGAUCUCGCUAUAUGGGUCGGCGACGAGGACGGGCCCGACGACGACGGAUCUGGCGAGGCGAGCGCCCUGGGCGCCGCCGUGCGCGCGCUCAGCGAGCUGGUGGCGCGGCGCAGGCUGGCGGCGCACGCGCUGCUGGGCGCGGCGCUGCGGCUGCGCGUGCCGCACGUGUCGCCGCCCGCGCCGCCGCCCGCACCCGCCGCGCAGUCCGCCGCGCCCGCCGCACUGCUGGCGCUGGGCGCGGGCGUGGCGCUGCUGCUGCUGGCGGCGGUGGGCGGCGCGGCUCUGCUCGUGCGCCGACGCCGCGCCGCCGCCGCCGCCGAGCGGUCGCGCCGCUGCGACGAGGAGAAGUCCAACAACCUGCAGAACGAGGAGAACCUGCGGCGCUACGCCAACCCGCUGCGCGAGGAGCCGCGCGCGCGCCGCCCGCCGGACGAGCUGCCGCGCGCGCACUCGCUCUACAAGGCGCAGAACGCGGACGCGCGGAACGACACGCCGCCGCGCGACAAGGAGCUGACGAAGCGCGCGCUGCCGCCGCCCGCGCCCCCCGCGCCCCGCGCGCCCCCCGAGCGCCUCACCGUGCUCGUGUGACCCCCUGUACUUACUCUGAUCUCCGCUCGCCCGCCGCCAGCUCUACGACGUCUAGUUUCUCGCCGCUAUUUAUUGUGUUAGAAGGAAGUCGCGUUUGUAAAUAUGUAUUUUUGUAAAUAAUGUUGACGAGUGUAUUUUUGUACUUUUGUAUGAUGGUUAAUAAAAUGAACAAGUGAUUAUUUUUGUAAAGGUUGUAAAGUUGAAUAGA
This is a messenger RNA of Amyelois transitella, 3849 nucleotides long. It is a transcript of the gene Ser, whose product is annotated as protein serrate. Lineage: Eukaryota; Metazoa; Arthropoda; Insecta; Lepidoptera; Pyralidae. The transcript is spliced from 16 exons. Bases 129 to 3641 code for a protein of 1170 amino acids. Gene Ontology annotation, biological process: Notch signaling pathway; heterophilic cell-cell adhesion; establishment or maintenance of epithelial cell apical/basal polarity. The record is from RefSeq and is a predicted model, not a curated record. Gene Ontology annotation, molecular function: calcium ion binding; Notch binding. Gene Ontology annotation, cellular component: protein-containing complex; plasma membrane.